This is a messenger RNA of Dromaius novaehollandiae (emu), 4407 nucleotides long. RefSeq names its product hephaestin like 1 (gene HEPHL1). The record is from RefSeq and is a predicted model, not a curated record. Gene Ontology annotation, molecular function: oxidoreductase activity; copper ion binding; signaling receptor activity. The coding region runs from base 1 to 3489 and encodes 1162 amino acids. Gene Ontology annotation, cellular component: plasma membrane. The transcript has 20 exons. NCBI's taxonomy places the organism in Eukaryota, Metazoa, Chordata, Aves, Casuariiformes, Dromaiidae.
AUGCCUUCUGCGCAGCUUGGUGGCUGCCUUCGCGCUCUUGGGUUCCUCUGGCUGUUGGCACUCGCAGAAGCAAGCGUCAGAACCUACUACCUGGGGAUUGUGGAAGAGAACUGGGACUAUGCACCAAGCGGGAAAAAUCUGAUCACAGGGCAAAAUCUCUUAGAGGACAAGUUUGCAAGUGUAUAUGCGACAAGAGGAGCCAACCGGAUAGGGCGUGUGUACAAAAAGGCUAUUUUUAGACAAUUCACAGAUGACACUUACUCCCAGGAGAUCCCCAAAGCAGCCUGGCUGGGUUUUCUGGGGCCAGUCUUGAAGGCUGAAGAAGAGGAUGUCUUUGUCAUCCACUUAAAGAACUUUGCUUCCAGACCAUACUCUGUGCAUCCGCAUGGGGUCUUCUAUGACAAGGACUCGGAAGGAGCACUUUACCCAGAUGGAACCGGCGGUAAAAGCAAAGAGGACGAUUUUGUUGUUCCUGGUGGAAACUACACGUACACAUGGCCAGUAAGGAAAGAUUAUUCCCCAACUUUGUCAGACCCCAACUGCUUGACUUGGAUUUACCAUUCUCACAUUGACACACCAAGAGAUAUUGCAUCUGGUUUAAUUGGGCCACUGCUGGUUUGUAAAAAAGGAACUGCAGAUGACACCUCGAUAGAAAGGACUGGUGCUGCUAACGCUUUUGCCCUGAUGUUUAGCAUUGUAGAUGAAAACUUCAGCUGGUAUCUUGAUGAGAAUAUUAACACCUUCUGUUUAGAACCAACCACAGUGGACAAAGAGGAUGAAGGUUUCCGGACUAGCAACCGAAUGCAUGCUAUUAAUGGAUAUAUUUAUGGCAAUCUUCCUGGCUUGGAGAUGUGUGCUGACGAUCCCAUGUUCUGGCACUUGUUUGGAAUGGGAAGCGAGAUAGAUAUCCACGCCGCGUAUUUCUACGGCCACACGUUCACUAUCAGAGGCCAGAGGGCAGAUGUCGUCGGUCUGUUUCCAGCAACGUUCAUCACAGCGGAGAUGACUCCUGGGAAUGCUGGGAGGUGGCUGAUAACUUGUCAGGUUAAUGAACAUUUACAAGGUGGCAUGGAGGCACUGUACGAUGUUCAGAUCUGCCAGAAAAAUCUUUCUCGGCCUUCACCGCUCAGUCACAAAAGACUAUACUAUAUUGCUGCUGAAGAGGUGCUCUGGAAUUAUGGACCUGACGGUUAUGAUAAAUUCACUGGGCAGGGUUUAAAUGCCACUGGCAGUGAAUCUGCAAUAUACUUUACACAAGGGACUGACAGAAUAGGAGGGCAAUACUGGAAAGUUCACUACGUGGAAUAUACUGAUGCAAAGUUCAGCAAAAGGAAGAUCCAGUCAGAGGAUAUGAAGCACCUGGGAAUACUUGGUCCCGUUAUAAAAGCCGAAGUGGGAGAUACAGUGCUAGUUACUUUUGCCAACAAAGCUAAGAGGAACUAUAGCAUUAUGGCCCACGGCGUCAGCUACAGCAAGCUGUCAGAAGGCGCUCCAUACUUAGAUGGAUAUCCAAAGCCGGGAGCCCAUGUUAAACCAGGUGAGAUAUUCACAUACAAAUGGAGAGUGCCUGAAAAUGGAGGCCCAACAGAGAGUGACCCACCGUGCCUGACCUAUCUGUACUACUCAGCAACCGAUGCCGUGAAGGACACCAGCUCCGGCCUUGUGGGGCCUUUGUUAGUGUGUCGGAAGAACACAUUGAAUCCUGAUGGGACACAGAAAGGAAUAGACAGAGAAUUUUAUCUGCUCUUUUCAAUCUUUGAUGAGAAUGCCAGCUGGUAUCUGAACAAAAAUAUCGAAGCAUUUACUGGAGAUCCUUCAAAAGUAGACAAAGAUGAUGAAGAUUUCAAGGAAUCCAACAAAAUGCAUGCUGUCAAUGGCUACCUGUUCGGUAAUCUGCCAGGCUUGGCCAUGUGCAAGGAUGACAAGGUUUCCUGGCACCUCAUUGGGCUGGGCAGUCACUACGACAUGCAUGGAGUUCAUUUUCAAGGAAACACCAUCAAUUUGAGAGGGACGACCAGGGACAGCUUGGCCUUGUUUCCUCAUUUAUCGGGAACAGCACUGAUGCAGCCAGACCGCGUGGGCACAUUCAAAGUGGUCUGCAGGACUUUUGAUCACUUUGUUGGUGGGAUGAAGCAUCUUUAUGAAGUUAGCAGCUGCCGCAAUAGCACUCAAGCCCAGCAGCAGUACGGUGCAGUAAGGCUGUACUACAUCGCUGCGGAGGAGGUGGAAUGGGACUAUGCAUCAAAUAAGAGCUCGGCACCAAAGAUUUACAACAUAAGCAGCAAUGAAGAAAGCUAUGGGCGUGUUUUCAUGAGCCACGCGGAAGACCUAAUUGGUGCAAAAUACAAGAAGGUGGUUUACAGGGAGUACACAAACGGCAACUUCACACAGCGCAAAGUGAGGACCGAGGAGGAGAAACAUUUGGAAAUCCUGGGCCCAUUACUGCAUGCGGAGGUUGGCGACUCUGUGCUGAUUGUAUUUAAGAAUAAAGCUAGCCGGCCUUAUUCAAUAACUGCACACGGUAUAGAAGAAGUGGGUUGUGAAGAACAAUCUGAGACACCAAUUACCCUACCAGAGGAAAUUAAUACCUACAGGUGGAACGUCCCAGAAAGAUCAGGCCCGAGUAAAACAGAUCCAAACUGCAUCACUUGGGUUUAUUUUUCAACAGCGAAUUUUGUAAAGGACACAUACAGUGGUCUGAUUGGGCCUCUCAUAGUCUGCAGAAAAGGAAUCCUAAAUGAAAAAGGUCUAAGGAAAGACAUUGAUCGUGAAUUUACACUUCUAUUUAUGGUGUUUGAUGAAAAUAAAUCCUGGUAUUUGAAAGAAAAUAUUGAAACAUACCUUCAUAAGAAUCCUGAUGAUUUUAAUUACACUGAGAACUUUGUAGACGGCAACUGCAUGCACGCAAUCAAUGGGAAGAUCUACAAUAGUCUCCUGGGUUUAACGAUGAAUGAAGGUGAUACGACAAAUUGGUAUUUGAUAGGAAUGGGUAAUGAAGUCGAUAUACAUACAGUCCAUUUCCAUGCACAGACCUUCAUCUUCAAGACAGAUAAGGACCACAGAGGAGACGUGUAUGACCUUUUUCCUGGGACUUUCCAGACGGUUGAACUUGUAGCAGAAAACCCUGGAACAUGGCUUCUGCACUGUCACGUAGCCGAUCACAUCCACGCUGGCAUGGAAACAACCUAUACCAUCAAUAAAUCAGUGCGUAAAGUUCCUUUAGAAGGUGGACUCACAACUGCUGUAUAUGAUACUAUUACUACGAAAAACAGCACCACUACAGAGGGUUAUGACAGAGAAGGAGUCAACAUUUUUGGCAAAACUUUGAACCCCAGAGAAGCAAGCUUGAUAUUCACAGCCUUUUUUUUCAUUGGACUUGUUCUACUGACAACAAUAUUAAUCUUCUUCUGCCUCCUUACACGCCAAGAGAGCAAGAUCUAUUAUAGUGCUCUGCAUGACAAAAGCCCACUUCUGACGGAUUCCCUGUAAAUUCCCUCUUCCAGCAUCGUUCACAGAGCUGCACUGGAUUUCGUUGUAUGCUGCUAAUAAAACUGAAGCGAGACGUAUGUUGAUGGUCCUGUCCUGUAGCCAGCACUCACAAGAGUGAACGUGAGCCAUAGGGUUAAACUCCACAAGCCAUACACCACUCCUCUCUGUUUCUGCUCCCCUGAAGUUCACUUGAGCUUUGCCCAAGAUCCAAUUAUGCAGGGAAGCACCACGCCUUUUGGCAAACGCACCAGGUGCAAAGGAUUUUUGUGGGAGGAAGGAGAGGGCAGAAUUGUAACCAUGUGCUCCGAGAUGGGCACUGGGUUCACACUAGUUAGUAUUACAAGUGACUGCUUUAAGCGUGCUGGUUUCCGAAAGCACGGAUGUAAAUCUGCAACUCCCCAUGGUUUUCCAAAGGGAAACCGGACUUACACCGGGCCAAGAGCAGAACCGAGCUCAAGGAGUCUAAUGACAUUUAAGAGAUUCUGCUUUUUGCCCUAUUGAAUGAGGAAACUGUGCACUGGGGACAGAUUUUUAAAGGUAUUUAGAUGCGAUAUAGCUUAGCACCCAAGUUCAGUGGGUGUUAGUUCCUAAUUGCUUUUGUUAAUCCCUUUAAAAAUCUAGCCCUGAGCAAACAAUGAAAAAGUUAUUUGAUUUUGUAAUUGCUGCUCAUUGUGCUCCUGAUUCUGCAACUCUUCUUUACACCAAGUAGUGCUUCAGUCCCAAAUUUUAAUGAAACCACCACGAGGCUGACCACUGCCUUGUGAGGAAGACUGGCAGAAUCAGGCUGUACCUAGUGAUACUUGAAUUUUUAUAGCUCAUUUUUAAUUAGAUAAUGUUUAUUCUUGCAAGCCAGCUGCUUACGUCACCUACAGCUCUUGCAGAGGAACUCCAGAACAAACACAUUCUUCAAUCUGUGAA